Acanthosepion pharaonis is the source of this 678-nucleotide messenger RNA. Lineage: Eukaryota; Metazoa; Mollusca; Cephalopoda; Sepiida; Sepiidae. The record is from the annotation of a GenBank genome assembly.
AUGUCCAGGCUGUUUACUAUCUAUCUAUCAGUCUAUUUAUAUCUAUCUCAGUCCAUUCAUAUCUAUCUAUCUCAGUCUAAUCAUUAUCUAUCUAUCUAUCUAUCUAUCUAUCUAUCUAUCUAUCUAUCUAUCUAUCUCAGUCUGUUCAUAUCUAUCUAUCUCAGUCUAAUCAUAUCUAUCUAUCUAUAUAUCUAUCCAUCUAUCUAUCUCAGUCUAUUCAUAUCUAUCUAUCUCAGUCCAUUCAUAUCUAUCUAUCUCAGUCUAAUCAUAUCUAUCUAUCUAUCUAUCUAUCUAUCUCAGUCUAUUCAUAUCUAUCUGUCUCAGUCUGUUCAUAUCUAUCUAUCUAUAUAUCUAUCCAUCUAUCUCAGUCUAUUCAUAUCUAUCUAUCUCAGUCUAAUCAUAUCUAUCUAUCUAUCUAUCUAUCUAUCUAUCUAUCUAUCUAUCUCAGUCUAUUCAUAUCUAUCUGUCUCAGUCUGUUCAUAUCUAUCUAUCUAUAUAUCUAUCCAUUUAUCUAUCUCAGUCUAUUCAUAUCUAUCUAUCUCAGUCUGUUCAUAUCUAUCUAUCUAUCUAUCUAUCUAUCUAUCUAUCUAUCUAUCUAUCUAUCUAUCUCCAGCAAUACUCGAUAGGUACAUGAAAAAUUCUUCAAUCAAGCCCCUUUCAACUGGAUGUUUCAUAUGA